CUCUGCCUCGCUCUGAGCCCGGCGGCGAGUGAGCUGCGCCCACUGCCGGUGUGGGGGCGGUCCUGGCGCUUCCCACGCAUCACCCCCAGCCUCUGCAGUAGAACCCCGAGGAGGCCCGGGUUGCUCCGUGUCUCCGCCCAGCUGCAGCGGCCUGCGUUACUGCCUUGGUGCUGCGGCUGCAGAAGCUGCGGCAGCCUGUGCUGCAGCCUUUGCGCCCUGCGCACCGGACGAUCAGGAUAGCGUCGCCGCGUCCUAUCCGCGCUCCCUUCCGCAUCCCCGCCCCUCGCUCGCGCCUCCUCCGGGGCUGAGAGUGGUACGCGGCUCACUGCGGCAGCGCCGGUCCCGGACUGCCCGUGGGAGGCACACCCACCUCUCCCGGCCGCACCCCUGCGCAGCAGCAUGUCCGCGCUCGAGUGGUACGCCCACAAGUCUCUGGGCGAUGGCAUCUUCUGGAUUCAAGAACGCUUCUACGAGUCAGGCAACCGCGCCAACAUCUGGCUGGUGCGCGGCUCGGAGCAGGACGUGGUGAUCGACACGGGCCUGGGGCUGCGCAGCCUCCCGGAGUACCUUUACUCUUCCGGCCUCUUGCAGGACUGCGGGGCUAAGGAGGAUGCUGGGCGCCGGCCGCUGCUGGCCGUGGCCACCCACGUGCACUUCGAUCACUCCGGGGGUCUCUACCAGUUCGACCAAGUGGCCGUGCACCGCGCCGAAGCCGAGGCCCUGGCUCGCGGGGACAACUUUGAGACCGUGACCUGGCUCUCUGACAGCGAGGUGGUGCGGGCCCCCAGCCCUGGCUGGAGGGCCAGGCAGUUCCGAGUGCAAGCAGUGCAACCCACCCUCAUUCUGCAGGAUGGGGAUGUGAUCAACCUUGGUGACAGACAGCUCACUGUUAUGCACAUGCCAGGCCACUCCAGAGGCAGUAUUUGCUUACAUGACAAAGACCGGAAGGUUCUCUUCAGUGGCGAUGUGGUGUAUGACGGAUCACUGAUUGACUGGCUCCCGUACAGCAGGAUAAGUGACUAUAUUGGAACUUGUGAACGUCUCAUAGAGUUAGUGGACACAGGUCUUGUGGAGAAGGUGCUUCCUGGGCACUUCAACACCUUUGGUGCUGAAAGGCUUUUUCGUUUAGCUUCUAACUAUAUUUCAAAAGCUGGGAUAUGCCACAAAGUGUCUACUUUUGCCAUGAGGUCGCUUGCAAGUUUAGCCCUCCGUAUAACAAAUUCUAGGACCUCACCUUAGUAUCUGUACUGAUUUAUUUGUUUGCAUUAACUGUGUAAAUUAACCCAGUUCCCUUGUGUUGUUUAAAAUGGUUACUCGUGAGCAUUUCAAGAAGUGCUUUUAUAUAACCAUGUUGUAUAUUAGAGAAAAAAAGGAUUAAAAAUGGGGAAACAAAAAUAAAGAAAAGCAGUCUUCGCUUUGUAUCCUUUUCUUUUUUGCAAGGAAAAAGCCGCUUACGUGAGCUUGUGAUUGGCCAGCGCUGCUGUUCCAGAGUGUUUGCUCUGGGAAUGCUGGGGAGUGAUGUGGGCAGCGAUGUGGGCAGCAAGGAUGCACUCCCUCAGGGCAGCACCAGGCUUGCCCUUGCUCCUCCUCAGUGCGCUUCUCAGGUGCCUAGAGGAAUCAAAUGUAGUUCUAUGCUUGCACUUCACACUUGGUUUUAUUUCCGUAUUUUAUUUAAAGAUAAAGUUUCUUGAGUUCAAAAAUAAAGUAGAACUCAAUAUAAAUUAGCAUUUAGAAUGACAGCUAAAACAUCCCAUGUUUGUAAUCCUGAAUUUUAUGCCUCCUUGUUUAUUUUUCCUAUUCUUUCUAUAAGACAUAUUGUGCUCUAUAAUUUAACUUAUGAAUAGUACAAUGGGUUUUUGUUGUAUUGCAAAGCUUUAAAUAUAAAUUGCAGAGUGCUUCAGUAAAACACUACUGUUUGUUGUUAUUGUGUAAGUAAUAUUUUCCGUCAUGAAAGUGAAAUUCAAUGUAUGUAACCUAACUUCAGAUUGUCAGGUUUCUGAAAGGACACUGUCAGGCAAAUUUGAAAAUAUAUACAUUGAGAAUAAUUUUUUAUUAUAUCCUAUUUUAGUAUUAAUAUCUAUUAUAAACAAUUUUUCUGGCUAAAUAGCAAUUUCAGUAUUGUGUCAUGUUUUACAGUACCAAAAUAAUUCCCGAUAUCUAUGACUUCUUAAUGUAAACCAUUCUUUUGAUUGAUGUAACAUGUUUACGUACCACAGAAGAAUUUUUAAAUUAGUUGCAGUGUAUGUAUUAUGUAUUGAUGAGAGCAAAUGGCCUUCUUAUCCUGAUUCACAACACCUGUUUCUGCUCAGUAUUCUUUGUCAUGAAUGAAAACAAGUCUAUGUUCAUAUGUCAUAAAAAACAUUAAGCCACUGUUCAGCAACACUAGGUAAAAUGUUUGGGUUUGGUGCUUUUAAUAAUGACCUAUUAAAAAGCCUUUUGGAGUAUUUCAUAAAAGUUUUUAAAACAGUUUCCCACUACAUUUUUUAUUAUUAACAUUUUAUUGUUGAUAUUCUAGACCAAAUGGAUCGACUUUUGGAAAUCAGAUCAUUUAAUAUUAGGAAAAAACAGCAGUUCUUGUUUCUGCCAGGUUACUCAACUUUUUUAUCCUGCACACACCCAGGGUCUUUAGUUGUUUUAUUCUUUCAGUACGCACACAUGCACAAGUGUGAGUGCACACACACACAGACAUAUAGUUACACACAUAUGCACAAGUGUGAGUACGCACACACACAAGUGUGAGUGCACAC
Molecule: messenger RNA, 2747 nt
Organism: Arvicola amphibius (Eurasian water vole)
Lineage: Eukaryota; Metazoa; Chordata; Mammalia; Rodentia; Cricetidae
Gene: Mblac2
Product: metallo-beta-lactamase domain containing 2
Exons: 2
Coding region: 400-1239 (279 amino acids)
Source: RefSeq, a predicted model, not a curated record